AGAACAGUUGGUCGAAGAACACUCAAAAACUUUGUUACGAUUAUGAGUGUGUUUAAAUUUUUCAUCGCAACUCUAACACUGAUCGUUCUGGCACAAGCCGUUAUUUCCAUCAGAGUAUUCAGAAGACGAUAUAGAAAUCCGUAUAGAUACGUCACAAAAUGUAAACCGCAAACCGAGAAAUGUGUUUCUCUCAGAUGCAGCAGAUUUUCAAGAACUGUCCGUCUGCCGUUUAGUUACAGUUAUGCCUGCUGCACUGGAAGAUUAUAUGAUGAAAGGAAUUAUGUCUGUGUCCGUUACCGAUACGGUCGUCAUACAAGAAUCGUUUUGCAAAGAUGUAAUCCUUGUCGCCAAUUUAGAUGUGCCAGUGGAGAAUGUACAUUAAAACGAUGGCGAUGCAAUAACGUGAAAGAUUGUACAGAUGGAAGUGAUGAGGUUGGUUGUCCUCGGUGCAUACCUAAUUUCUUCACUUGCAGAAGGACAAGACAAUGCAUUAAAAAAAGGAGAGUUUGUGACAAAAUAAACAAUUGUGCAGAUGGAUCUGAUGAAGUUGGAUGUCCAACUCCACUUGGCAACAAAUGUGGACCAAACUCCUAUCGUUGCAGAAAUAACAAGUGCAUUCUAUGGAGACUUGCAUGCAAUGGUUAUAAUAACUGUGGAGAUUGGUCUGAUGAAAAAGGUUAUUUCUGUAAAAGGUAUGGACUUCUGAGACGUCGUCGUCGUAGAAGAUUAGGUAAAAAACGAGACGAAAUUCCCAAUGAUGAUGUGAGCAAUGAUGAAGUGAGCAAUGGUGGUGAUGGUGAAACAGGAACUACUUCCGGCUGAAUGUUUGAUUUAAGAACUCGUUCCCCCAUAAUAUGAUUGUAGUUUUUUAUUUAUUUUACAUUAGCUUGCACUUUUAUUAAUUUACUUGUAAUCUUUUUUGGAAGUUAAUAAAUAUCUCAAAUAAAUUCCCACAAAA
Molecule: messenger RNA, 958 nt
Organism: Xenia sp. Carnegie-2017
Lineage: Eukaryota; Metazoa; Cnidaria; Anthozoa; Malacalcyonacea; Xeniidae
Product: sortilin-related receptor-like
Exons: 5
Coding region: 43-822 (259 amino acids)
Molecular function (GO): protein binding
Source: RefSeq, a predicted model, not a curated record